Molecule: messenger RNA, 4439 nt
Organism: Parasteatoda tepidariorum (common house spider)
Lineage: Eukaryota; Metazoa; Arthropoda; Arachnida; Araneae; Theridiidae
Gene: Kap-alpha3
Product: karyopherin alpha3
Biological process (GO): protein import into nucleus
Cellular component (GO): cytoplasm
Molecular function (GO): nuclear import signal receptor activity; protein binding
Source: RefSeq, a predicted model, not a curated record
ACUUUAGUUCUUCGUGUUUCCGUUUCCGUUUUCUUGGCUGUUUAUGAGAAAUGUUAACCGUUGUUUUAUUUGUUUUUGUGUUGUGAUUAUUUUUUUCACUACCGAAUUAUAAAAGAAAUACGAAUUAAUGUGGUCAUCAAACGAAAACAGCACACAACCGCCGCAAACUGUUCGGCAGGAUUUCAGAAUGUUAACUGAAAGCAAAUCUCGAUUACAGCAUUUCAAAAAUAAAGGUAAAGAUCAAGAUGAAAUGAGAAGAAGACGCAACGAAGUGACUUUCGAGCUGCGCAAAAAUAAACGAGAUGAAUCUUUAUUAAAACGCCGGAACGUCCCAUUACCUGACCCCAAUGACGACGAUGAUGGAGAUGACUCUCCACUUCCUACCAGCCUUGAAGAGAUAGUAAGCAAUGCCCUAAGUGAUGACCCAGCUAUCCAACUUGCGGCUGUUCAGGGUGCAAGAAAAUUGCUUUCUAGUGAUCGAAAUCCACCUAUUGAUGAUUUAAUACACUGUGGAAUUUUACCAGUUCUUGUUAAUUGUCUAAAGCGGCAUGAUAAUUCAUCUUUGCAAUUUGAAUCGGCCUGGGCAUUGACAAAUAUUGCGUCUGGAACCUCCUUGCAUACAACUGCUGUUGUAAAUUCGGGCGCAGUUCCCUUGUUCUUGGAGUUGCUGAAAUCCCCACAUCAAAAUGUUUGUGAGCAAGCAGUUUGGGCUCUUGGUAACAUUAUUGGAGAUGGCCCAGAUUUUAGAGAUUACGUAAUAAAAUUAGGUGUUGUCCCUCCUCUGCUAUCUUUCAUCAAACCUGAUAUACCUCUUUUUUUCUUAAGGAAUGUAACCUGGGUUAUUGUAAAUUUAUGCCGAAAUAAAAAUCCACCUCCUCCUGCUGAAACUAUUAGACAAAUAUUACCUGCUUUAUGCAUGCUGAUUCAUCACACUGACAUUAAUAUAUUAGUUGACACAGUGUGGGCUUUGUCAUACUUAACUGAUGGAGGGAAUGAUCAAAUUCAGAUGGUGAUUGAUUCACAAAUCGUGCCUCACUUAGUUCCAUUGCUGAGCCACCGUGAAGUUAAAGUCCAAACAGCAGCUCUGAGAGCAGUGGGAAAUAUUGUAACAGGUACAGAUGAGCAGACGCUAGUGGUACUUAACUGUGAUGCUCUCUCUCAUUUUCCUGCUUUGUUGAAUCAUCCUAAGGAAAAAAUCAACAAGGAAGCUGUUUGGUUUUUGUCAAACAUCACUGCUGGGAACCAACAGCAAGUUCAAGCAGUAAUUGAUGCUGGAUUGAUACCUAUGAUUAUUCAUCAUUUGAAUAAAGGAGAGUUCCAGACACAAAAAGAGGCAGCAUGGGCUAUUAGUAACCUCACUGUUAGUGGUUCUAAAGCGCAAGUUGCUUACUUAGUUGAGCAAAAAGUUAUACCACCUCUUUGCAAUCUUCUUACCGUUAAAGAUCCCCAAGUCAUCCAAGUUGUACUGGAUGGUAUCAGUAAUAUAUUGAAAUUUGCUGGACCACAAUUCUUCUCUGUUGCCAGUAAUAUAGAAGAAUGUGGAGGUUUAGAUAAAAUUGAAGCUCUUCAAAAUCACGAAAAUGAAGAGAUCUACAAAGUAGCAUAUGAGAUUAUUGAUCAAUAUUUUUCUGAUGACUUGGAAGAUGAAGAUCCUGCUGUAUUGCCUCCAUCGAAUGACGAAUGCUACCAAUUCGACCCUAAUUCUGUUCUUCCAUCUGAUGGUUUUAAAUUUUAAAGCCUGGAACAGGUUUUUGCUAGGUUCUUUCAUUUCAACCAAAUAUGUUAUACUUCAUCUUUUAUAUAAAAAGGAAAAUCCUGUCGAUAUUUUAAAAACUUUGACUAUUUUUCAAGGUGUUAAAAAAUAAAUGCUUGGUGUAAGUAAAGACAUCAAAAUUUGAUUUAAACUACACUUAGAAUGGAAAUGGUUAUGAUAUGGAACUUGAGACUAGUUUCAACUGUUACUAGCAACAAAUUUAUUUAAAUUUUCAGAAAGGCUAACAACUUUUAAAGCUACAAUUCUGAUACUUUAGUGAGAAUCAUAUUAAAAUGGAAAAUUUUGCAUUCUUGAAAUUAACAUUUGUUUAUGAAGCAAACAAACUCAAAAACAUUGACUGUUUAACUUUACCAACAUACAUAAAUUGAAUUUGAAAAAUUAAUUUUACUUUGAUUUAGUCGUAAAGUAAUAUUGAAGGCAGUUUCUGAUUAGAAAACAUUGGUCUUGCAAGUAUUUGAUUUGUUACAUGUCUGCAAUAGCAAAUGUGACAGUAUUGCAAAAUUUACGUAGUUUUGUUCUGGCAACAGCAGCUCUUAUAUAAAUAAAGAUUUAUUAUUUUUUUAUGGGGAGGGGGGGAUAUAUCGGUAUCUGUUCCGAGGUACUAGCUUUACCAAAAUUUUUUAAAAAAAUAUCUCGUGGCUUCUUAGGAGGUAGCUACGAGUCAUACCUGUUGAAUUGGUCUCCUUUUGGGAUGUUCUUGUUACCGACUGCUCGAAAAUCGCCGAAACUUCAUACUUAUAUUCAUAUAGAGACCAACAUGGAAAUAUUACCCCUGUUUUUUUUAAUAUGUCUAUUGAUUUAAUACUUUUCUUUUUGGAAAGUACAUAACAUGAUUUACCCUUUAAAAAUCGACUAUUAUUUCACUAUUUUUUAUGAUGAUUUUCCAUUUUGUUUAUUAUAAUAGAAAUCUGAAGCAGCGCUAAAACAAGUAUCACAGUUAAAUAACUGCAGCAGACAUGUCACAAAUCAUUAUAUUUUUCAUGUAAUUGUAAGAUGCACAACGGUUUGCUCCUUAUAUCUGUAGAAUAUUUGUUUAUAUACCUAUAGAUUUUAAGAUUUAACUUUUAAAAAAAAAUUAUUUCUCUAAUAUGAGCAUGAACAUUUUAAAAUGGGAUAUUAGUUUGAAAUGUAUUAAGUAACUAAAUAAGCAAUAGGACAGCAUUUGAUAAAAUCAUCUAAAUCAGUUUCUAAUGAACUUUCAAAAUAGAAUGACAUAUUUUAUUCAUUAUAAAUAAAAUUAAUUAUUAAUUUAGAAUGGUGUUUGAAACAUUUACUAUUAAUUAUGUUAUAGGAAAUUGGAAUAGAAAAUGUUCUAAAAACUAAUCUUUGUAUGGAAUUUGUAUAAUUAUAUUUUUUAUUUAUUAAUAAAUAAAGUUAUUAUUAAACACUGAUAUUUUUUAAUAAUUAAAUACUUGUAAAUGUGUCCUUGAGUUAGAAGUUUUGUAAUACUUAAUGAGUUCAUUUUGAGGUGCAGAAUAGUAUUUUUAUUUUAAUCAGAGACAGUUGAACUCACUUGUAGCAAACUCAAAGGGUCCGCAAUAUUCGCUCAUUACAGCUAGGUUCUUGUGAAAUAAUUCAUACAUACUUAGUAAAUGAUACUUCUAAAUAGUAAUAUAUUUAUUUUUCAUUCCUGUGUAGAACUAACGGAGUUAAUUUUCUUUGAACUGUCUAAUUGUCCUUGAGAUAAGACUGCUAGCCCUAAAUGCAUCGUCAACAACAAAAAGGAUAUUGUGGACCGGACCAAAAAAAAUAGUAUUCUAAAAAGGAAUGUGUCCAAGAAAAAGUAGCUGAGCUGGACAGAUGGAAUAAAGUAUAAAUUUUAUGAAUCAGAAAAAUAUUGCUUAUCAAAAGUAAUCUGUGCUCCAAUAGACAGCAUUGUACCAAUCAAGUAUUUCCAAAUUUUUCGUAAAAUCAGCGCGUAUUAUAAGCGAGUUCAACUGUAAUGAUUUGAGUAUAGGCUAUCUUAGCUCUAAAAUAAUCCUGAUAUUUGUAUGAAAAUAUAUCUUACUUAUAUUUUACCUUUUUAAAAUGCACAAUUUUCAUUUAAUUUGUAAAUUGUUCAUUUUAUUAAACAACUUAAAUAAUAAGAUCUGUAUUAUUAUUUUUAGUUCUAGACAUUUGAAUGAAAUUAGUGUAUCACAUUUUUUAUUCUGAAAAAUAUUUAAAAUCAAAUCUAAAUUUUCUUACUGUUGUAUUUUAUAUUAAAUGUAUUAAUUUAUCCAUGUACUUGACUGUGUUUUUUUAACUAUCUUGAUAAUUUUUGAUAGUAUAAAUUAAACUAAAUACUAGUCAGAAAUUACAAUUACAAAUUAUUGUACAUUGAAUUCUUCAAUAGGGUUUGAAAUAAGAGUACUUACGUAUUAUCCCAUUGACUGUUUUUGCUAAAUUUAGAAAUAUUUCAAAUUUAAAUAUCUCUUUUUUUUUACAAUAAGUUAUACUUGUAUUUUGUAAAUUUUUUUAAUCAAUUGUUAUAUUAAAAUAAAUUUGAAAAAUACCAAAAUAACGCUGGUACGAUAUUGACAAAAAUAUCUAUGGAAUAAUACAUAAAAUACCAAAAUAAGUUAUGAUACUGCAUUGUGAUUGUAAUCAUUUGCAUUCUGUGUACCUAAAAUUUCAAAGUUCUCAAAUUUAAUCAAAAAAAUAAAAUAUCUUUAAUUUAUGCUGA